UGUGGCAGAACUGUGGUUACUCAGGGCCGAGUUAUCGGGGGCGUAGAUGGGCAACAUGGAUCAUGGCCCUGGCAAGUUGGUCUGUACGUAGGGGACUCUAAGUUCUCUUGCGGAGGCUCCCUCAUUAAACCAGACUGGGUCUUAACAGCAGCGCAUUGCAUCGAUCCAAAACUGCAAGUCAGCGAUUAUCGAGUUCGCUUGGGAGACUGCCAUCGCUUCUAUUAUGACGGUACAGAGCAGGUCCGCAACGCGUCCAAAGUCAUUGUGCAUUCACAGUACCAUCGUCCAUACCUUAUCAACAACGACAUUGCUCUCAUCAAGCUCGAUCGCCCAGCGUUGCUAAACAGUCACGUGAACACCAUCUGUCUUCCUCAGCGUGGAAUCAGUGCACCUUUAAAUAGCACCUGUUAUAUUACAGGUAAGUUAAAAUUUCUUCCGUUUAUGUGUGUUCAUAAAUACUAUUGAUCAAGCGUGGGGUAACGUUGGCUGGAUAUUCCCUAAGUUCUUUGUAGCGUUUUUAUGGAUCAAGAUGAAGUAGUGGUCUAUAAAAACGCCAAAAAUAACGAGGCUAAUAUUCCGACAUAUUCACCAAACAAGCUUGUUCUAUAAAGGAUUUAUUACUUGGCCAAAAAGAUAAUUAUUUUUUGCGGGACUAACCCGGGAAAUCCCGGGCGUGUCGCUUGGGUUGCCAAACAGAACACAGGGCUCGCUUCAUCUUACCCACUCAUGGAUCAAACAGCUCUGAAUUAUGUUUGCGGUACGCUGAACACUCAGCAAUCUAACUGUAGUAUGUUCUGCUAGUUGCCAAUUGACUGAGAUUAUAUAGCUCAAUAGAGAGGAAAGUUUUGAUUUAAAGUCCCGAACCCAAAUUGCGCUCAUUUUUCUUGAAAAGGAGAAAGAAUUCACUGGGAGAGAGUUUAAUUGAAAUAGAACGUUUCUACCCAUGUUUGCUCAUGAGCCAAAGUUUACUAAAUUAUUUGAGGGGCGGUAGAGGAAGUAGAAAGGAUUUAUAUUAACCAAGGUAAAAUAACUUCUGCGAACAUUAUGGAAGCAAAACAAUUUACUAAUCGAGCCCAACAAUUCUCUCUUUCUCUCCAGGAUGGGGUAAAGUUAAAUUUCCAGGAGGCUCUUACCACAAACUUCAACAAACCCAGCUGCCCCUCGUAUCCAACAGGGAAUGCUCAGCGAAGAUCCUCGCUUCUCCGGUGGCGGGAAAACUACACAUAACUAAACAAAUGGUCUGCGCAGGAGAGCUGAACCCCACUCGAUUGCAGGGUGGUUGUCAUGGUGAUAGUGGAGGUCCAUUCGUUUGCAAAGACCCGCUAUCUGGGAAGUUUAUCUUGGAAGGAGCUGUUAGUUGGGGCUCUUCAAAUUGUAAUUUUAUCCAAGAGAAUAAACAAUACACCGUUUUCGCUCGUGUCAGCGAGUUUCGUGAUUGGAUAGAUCAGCAAAUUGCCAAUAACUAA
Messenger RNA from Porites lobata, 1466 nucleotides. The record is from the annotation of a GenBank genome assembly. NCBI's taxonomy places the organism in Eukaryota, Metazoa, Cnidaria, Anthozoa, Scleractinia, Poritidae.